GGCCUGCCGCCGGGGCCCACGCCCUGGCCCGUGCUGGGCAACUUCGGCUUCGCGCUGCUGCCGCCGCGCCUGCGCCGGGGGAGCUGGCUGCACCGCCGCGCGGCCGGGGCGGACGCCGCCGUGGGCCCGCCGCGCCUGCUGGCCGGCCUGGCCCGCGAGUACGGCAGCGUGUUCAGCUUCUCGCUCGGCCCGCACCUGGUGGUGGUCCUCAACGACUUCCGCAGCGUGCGCCAGGCGCUCGUGCAGCAGGCCGCGGUCUUCAGCGACCGCCCGCGCAUGCCGCUCGUGUCCCUCGUCACCAAGGAGAAGGGGAUUGUAUUCGCACAUUAUGGUCCAGUCUGGAGACAGCAGAGGAAGUUCUCUCAUUCAACUCUUCGUCAUUUUGGCUUGGGAAAGCUUAGCUUGGAGCCCAAGAUUAUUGAGGAGUUCAAAUAUGUGAAAGAGGAAAUGCAGAAGCAUGGAGCAGUCCCCUGCAGCCCUUUCCCCAUCGUCAGCAAGGCCGUCUCUAACAUCAUCUGCUCCUUGUGCUUCGGCCAGCGCUUUGAUUACAACGAUGCGGAGUUUAAGAAAAUGCUGGAUCUUAUGUCACGAGCGUUGGAAAUCUGUUUGAACACCCAGCUCCUCCUGGUCAACAUAUGCUCCUGGCUUUAUUACCUUCCCUUUGGACCAUUUAAGGAAUUAAGACAAAUUGAAAAGGAUAUAACCACUUUCCUGAAAAAAAUCAUCAAAGACCAUCGAGAGUCUCUGGAUGUAGAGAAUCCUCGAGACUUCAUAGACAUGUACCUUCUCCACAUGGAGGAGGAGAGGAAAAGUAACAGCGAUAGUAGUUUUAAUGAAGAUUACUUAUUUUACAUCAUUGGGGAUCUCUUCUUUGCUGGGACUGAUACCACAACUAACUCUCUGCUUUGGUGCCUUCUGUAUAUGUCACUGAACCCCGAGGUGCAAGAAAAGGUUCACGAAGAAAUUGAAAGGGUCGUUGGUCCUGACCGAGCCCCUUCCCUCACGGACAAGGCCCAGAUGCCCUACACAGAAGCCACUAUCAUGGAGGUGCAGAGGCUGACUGUGGUGGUGCCGCUCUCCAUUCCUCAUAUGACCUCGGAGACAACAGUGCUCCAGGGGUACACCAUUCCUAAAGGCACAGUGGUUCUACCCAACCUGUGGUCAGUCCACAGAGACCCAGCCAUUUGGGAGGAACCUGAUGAGUUCCAUCCUAAUCGAUUUCUGGAUGAUCAAGGACAACUUGUUAAAAAAGAAGCCUUUAUUCCUUUUGGGAUAGGGAAGCGGGUGUGUAUGGGAGAGCAACUGGCCAAGAUGGAAUUAUUCCUCAUGUUUGCGAGCCUAAUCCAGAGUUUCAAGUUUGCUUUACCUAAGGAUUCUGAGACGCCCCUCCUGACUGGAAGAUACGGUCUCACUUUAGCCCCACAUCCAUUUAAUGUAAUCAUUUCAAAGAGAUAAAGAAGAUCCGCAAGAAGAGAUGGUUUUGCUUUUUGUAGACAUGGGAUGAAGUGGAGCCUUGUUUAGGAUGCUGAGGAAAGGUUAUUUUCUGAAUUCACAUGUCUACUUCAACUACGUGAACAGUGAGCCUACUGAAGAAGUGGCUUCAGGGCACAAUUCCUUCUGCUGGGUUUACUUGCAAAGAUGUCGCUCUGGCUUUUGACUUGAGCCCUGCACAGUGAACUCGGGAAUUUUGAUCCUGGGAUCUACCAGGAAAGGAUUCCAACCGUACUGAACAUUCCUUUCCUAUUCUCCCUGCUACCGGCCUAAGGUCUGUCAUCCUUGAAUACUCCCAAAGACAAGAAGGCAUUCUUAUGCUUAUGAGGAGAACUGAAUCCUUUCUAAUGAAGAAGGUCCCUCUCAAAGAGCGGUUCUCAAAAAAGGUAAUGACUCCUUUCAGGGGGUGUUUGGAAAUGUGUGGGUGUAUUUUUGGUUAUCACAAUGAUGGCCGUGCUCCUGGCCUUUUGCUGCUGUGAGGCCAGGAUGCUGAAUGACUGACCAGUCCUAUACAAUGAAGAAUUGUCUUGCCCGGUACACCAGUAUUUCCCCCAGAGAGAUCAUGCUCCAAAAAUGACUAGCCCUUCCUUUAUGGUCCCAGGGUGCUCCUUAUGGAGAUGUAAUCAUGACAGUCACAUGAGCAGCUCGACUUUUGAGCCCUUCCUCAUGCUGGCACCAUACUUAGUGCUUUACUUGUAUGAUGACCUAAUUUUUAGAGAAACUCUAUCCAGAGGAUGCUGUAUUGUAGCUGAUGAAGCUGAGGCUUAGAGAAGGGAAGGCACACAGUUGAAAGGUACAUUGUGCAUUCAAACCUACCCACCUUUGCGACUGGAGAGUUCGUUCUGAACCGCUUCUCUGUCCUGCCACCGCUUGAUCCCCGAGGAGUCCACCCUCUGCAUUUUCAGUAUAGAUAAAGGAAAUACAGGCUAAUCUUCAGGUGCUUCGAGGACUUCUGUUAAUUAGGAAAGAAAAAUGAAUAAACUAAAUGCCUAGGAACUGUGAGUGAAUGGAGAGGUUGCUGUCUAGAUUCUAGAUGAGCUGAGCCGUGUGUGGAUCACACCACUCCUUGCACAGGAGAGUUUCUUCCUGAUCUGGAAUUUCAUAUGCUUUUCAAUUGCACUAAUAACUUUGCACUAGCAAGUUUAUUACUCGUUAAUUUGUACGUGUAUUUUCAGCAUUACUACCAAAAAGUUUGUAGCUUACUUGAGAAAAAAACUGUUCUGUGAGAUUAUGUUGAAAUCAGAUGUUAAUUAAACUCUUAAACGUAAUGCCUUAAACUGUAGCACCUUAAAAACAUCUUUAUAUAGUAAAUCACUGAAAAAAAUGCUAAUUCUUUCCUCACACAUGUUGAUAUUUUAUAAUUUUGUAAUCAUGAUUUAUUUGAAAUGUAAAAAUAAUAGCACUUUGUUUAUAAGUCUGCAUAAUACCUAAUUUUGUCUUCCUCAUUAGCAUAGUUUUUGAUGCUUUUAUUAAACUUUUUAUU
Equus quagga is the source of this 2974-nucleotide messenger RNA. RefSeq names its product cytochrome P450 2U1. Gene Ontology annotation, molecular function: oxidoreductase activity, acting on paired donors, with incorporation or reduction of molecular oxygen, reduced flavin or flavoprotein as one donor, and incorporation of one atom of oxygen; iron ion binding; heme binding. NCBI's taxonomy places the organism in Eukaryota, Metazoa, Chordata, Mammalia, Perissodactyla, Equidae. The record is from RefSeq and is a predicted model, not a curated record. The annotation marks the transcript as partial. The transcript is spliced from 6 exons. Gene Ontology annotation, biological process: xenobiotic metabolic process. Gene Ontology annotation, cellular component: intracellular membrane-bounded organelle; cytoplasm.